Molecule: messenger RNA, 1563 nt
Organism: Phialemonium atrogriseum
Lineage: Eukaryota; Fungi; Ascomycota; Sordariomycetes; Cephalothecales; Cephalothecaceae
Exons: 4
Coding region: 1-1563 (520 amino acids)
Source: RefSeq, a predicted model, not a curated record
AUGGGCAGGCUUGGUCCUUUGACCUCCCAGGCUUUAGGCCGCUCUCCUUACGACGAUGUCGUCCAGGGCGAAGGGGAGUCAGAUCCUCGGGCGCCGUUGCAGAUGUAUGAUGAACGGGGCCGUCCUGUGAACCCUGAGACCAAGCAGAUCAACAAGGAUGUCAUUCGCUCCCACAACGAAGUUAUGCUGGUUAUCGGAGUUGCGGAGCCAGAGAACGGCAUCACGGAAUCUCAAGCAGAGGCGGCUCGGAAACACCAGCAGUACGAAGAGGACAUCGGCCAUACCCUUCUCAAAGUUGGCCGUGUGGUCGAGGCAGCAGGAGCAUGGGGCGUUAACGGCGUAAGGCAUCGCAUACUACUGUAUAAACGUUAUGCCCAUGUCCCAUUCUAUCAACUUCUCCAGUAUGAACGCAGCCAGCGGUCGCUAAGCGCCCAUCUGUUCGCCGGAUUUCCGUGUUUUCUGGCGAAAAGCUGGCUUAAAAGAUAUUAUCCGUCUUCCUUAUUCAAGGAUAACCUGUGGGUGCGAGCGGCUUCCAGUUGGGUUCGGCUACAUUUAGGAGUCUUUGCCGUCCUGCAGCAGACGGGCGUCAUUUCGUCGAGCCAGUGGCUUCCGAGCCCAAGCUUCUUCAUCCCCUGCUCUGCAGCAUCUCCAAUACCGGCCCCUCCGCCGAUAACAUCGUUCACACCCAGUGAGCUAUUAAGAUGGACCGGGACCUUGGCAUUAAAUGCUGCACCUCUCGCAGCGGUCUACUUUUCCCAGGGUGUCUGGAAUGCAGUCAGAGCAACGGUCUGGUUGUCCAUACGUCUCCUUGUGCCGCAACCACAUAAUAUCGUGAAACGCUCCCAGUCAAGGGCGGCCGAGACAACCCAGACCCCCGAAACCCCUAGACCGUCGACGCCUACCCCCGCUGUAGUUGGCGAGCAGCCGCGAAACGGCCGCGACAUCUCCCGGGAUGAGAUGACCUUCCGGGCCCUAGAAGGCCAACAACCCCCAACCGACCCAGUUGCCGUCGGCGCAGUCCGGCGCCAGAGCACAUUCUCUGCGCGCGCGGAUGAGUACCCGAGCGAUGACGAUGAGACCGAGGUCGUCACCGCGACUCUCAUCAGUUUCGAUGUCGAGGCUAGUGAAUCGACCGAUGUCCCGCCCGGAGUAUGGUCUGCCGAGCUCCGGCCUAACGUGUCCGAGGGGCGGUCGCAGUCGGGCCAGGAGCCUGUCUACCGCGAAAACGUCCUGACGAGGUUACCGGCGGUGCUCGCCGCGGACGUGCUCACGGCCUUGCCAGUGCGGAUCAUCACGGCGCCUUCCGAGGCGAUUGUCUGGAGGUAUUUCGUGAGGUCGUUCCUCGCGCGCCGAGGUCUCGGGCUCGAGGGCAUCUACGGGCUCACCUUCCUGGAUAGCUUGUCAUGGACGGCGGCUGCUAACUUCUUGGGCCUGGAGCUCAUACACCUGUUUGUGGAAGGCGAGAUCUGGGCCGUGAUGACGAUGGUGGCUCAGCAUUAUCGAAUGUCGGAGGACGAGUGGAACGAGCAACACCCCGAAGACUCGAAUCCUGCUACUGAAUAG